CGAGGAAGGUCGGUAGAGAGUGUUGUUGUCUUUCAGCUCAUUCUCUCUCCUCAAUUUCCUGGACAUUUCAUUUCUCUCCUGCACAAAUAUUUACUCCUCCUUUUAGGGUUUGUUUCCCCUCAAAAUUAAUCGGAAAAAAACCACCCUAAAUUAUCAUCAAAACAGGUUGCUUUUUGUUGAAUUUAUCUGUUUUUUUCAAGAAAUCUUGAAGUGAAAUUUUCUGGGCUUUUCUUGAUCAUCAUCAUUUAAAAAGAAGAUCAGAAAUAUGGACGGUGGUGAUCCAUGGAGUUCCCGUCUCUCUUCCUCUUCCCUUAGACGCUACCAACUUCGAUCUGAGGCUUAUUUGGGAGGAGAUGAUUUAGAGGUGGAAGAUGAUUACAAGCAGGAGUUUUCAUGCCCAUUUUGCGCUGACGAGUUCGAUAUCGUGGGGUUGUUUUGCCAUAUGGAUGAAGAGCAUCAAGUGGAAUUGAAAAAUGGGGUUUGCCCUGUUUGUGCAAAGAGAGUUGGAAUGGACAUGGUCGGUCAUAUCACAAUGCAGCAUGGGAAUAUAUUGAAGGUACAGCGCAGGAGAAGAUUGCGCAGGGGUGUUCCAAAUUCAAUGUUUAGCAUUUUGAGGAAGGAAUUACGAGAAGGAAAUAGACAAGCCCUUUUCGGAGGGUCCUCUUUCGCACUUUCUUCAUCAAAUCCCGACCCCGAUCCUCUCUUAUCUUCACUUAUAUACAGCUCCUCUACUGCGGAAGAACUUGGAAAGGAAGAAUCUCCUUCUCCUAAGGAAACAAGCUCCCUUCCACAAGCUGUGGAGGAAACAAUUGAAAGUUCCCAGCAUUCAGCUUUGUCCGAAAAGGAGCACGAGGAGAAGGCUAGGAAAUGUGAGUUUGUGCGAGAAUUGCUGCUCUCCACAAUGCUUGAUGACAUCUUGUAAAGCCAGAGACCAAGGUUGCAGAUGUUGUGAAGCCAUUAGGCGCGUAAGGGAAAGGGAAAAUGCCGAGAGGAUUGUAUAACCGAUGUUGUGAAUUCCGAGAGAGCGAGAGAGAGAAAGAGAGGAGAAUAUGUGUAGGUUGAGGGUAAUGUUGGAAGUUAAUCGUAAUGUUAAUGUUGUAUUUGUUAUUUGUAUGUAGACAGCUUAUGCAUUGCAAUAUUCAAAAGAUUGAAUAAUAUAUGUAAUCUUAGUUGUCUUACAA
This is a messenger RNA of Spinacia oleracea (spinach), 1181 nucleotides long. RefSeq names its product protein DEHYDRATION-INDUCED 19 homolog 4. NCBI's taxonomy places the organism in Eukaryota, Viridiplantae, Streptophyta, Magnoliopsida, Caryophyllales, Amaranthaceae. Bases 266 to 922 code for a protein of 218 amino acids. The record is from RefSeq and is a predicted model, not a curated record. The transcript is spliced from 5 exons.